This is a messenger RNA of Necator americanus (New World hookworm), 525 nucleotides long. RefSeq lists its product as uncharacterized. NCBI's taxonomy places the organism in Eukaryota, Metazoa, Nematoda, Chromadorea, Rhabditida, Ancylostomatidae. The coding region runs from base 1 to 525 and encodes 174 amino acids. The record is from RefSeq and is a predicted model, not a curated record. The transcript has a single exon.
AUGUCUAAAAUACCAAGCCAGCAGGUGGUCAUUGUCGGAAUCGACGCAAAUGCGAAGAUGGGACUCGAACAGCAAUCCGAUGUGCUAGGAAAAUGGUACUAUGCAGCGGAGCGCACGUCGGACAACGGUGACCGUCUGGUCGACUUGUGCGAACAGACGGGCCUCAUCAUCGCUUCCACGUUUAAGAGGAAUCAUCGACGCCAUCAGCUCACGUGGCAGGGGUCAACCCUUUUAACGCCUGAAGAGCAGCGCAAGCGGAAGAUGAGGACUCUUAAACUUCAGCUCAACUACGUUCUGGCGAGGAACAUUCCUCAGUCAGAUAUCAGAAAAUCUAGAGCUGUUUGGGACGUCGCGUUCGACCCUGACCACCGCCCAUUUCUUCUCAGCUUCAAGAUACGGUUCCACAAGAGAAACCGAGGAGUUCCUCUUCAACUGAAAAUCGACAUGGCAGGUCUGAAAGACGAUGAAUGCAGAAGAAAAUUCCGCAACUAUUCAUGUUGGAGUACGGACCAGGAAGAAGCUUAG